Leptonychotes weddellii (Weddell seal) is the source of this 5577-nucleotide messenger RNA. The record is from RefSeq and is a predicted model, not a curated record. NCBI's taxonomy places the organism in Eukaryota, Metazoa, Chordata, Mammalia, Carnivora, Phocidae.
CGUCCCAGGAGCUGCCAGGCAACUUUUCCCUGCCCUCACCCCGGCGGGCGAGAGAAGCUCUCAGGACGGCUUCUGGAGUCCGUGUUCUGGAGUCCCUCCGCAAACCGAGAGCAGCUACCGUCCCCCCGCAGGCUCAGGAUGCGUCCAGGACGGACAGGGGGCGCGCCGUUGCGGCUGGUGUUAGUGCUCAGUCAAGGCAUUUUAAAUUGUUGUAUGGCAUACAAUGUUGGUCUCCUAGAAGCAAAGAUAUUUUCCGGUCCUUCAAGUGAACAGUUUGGCUAUGCAGUGCAGCAGUUUAUAAAUCCAAAAGGCAACUGGUUACUAGUUGGUUCACCUUGGAGUGGCUUUCCUGAGAACCGAAUGGGAGAUGUGUAUAAAUGUCCUGUUGAUCUGUCCAAUGCUACAUGUGAAAAGCUAAAUUUGGAAACUGCCACAAGCAUUCCCAAUGUUACUGAAAUGAAAACCAACAUGAGCCUUGGCUUGACUCUCACAAGGAACAUGGGCACUGGAGGAUUUCUCACGUGUGGGCCCCUGUGGGCACAGCAGUGUGGAAGUCAAUAUUACACAACUGGGGUUUGUUCUGACGUCAGUCCCGAUUUUCAGCUCUUGACCAGCUUUGCACCUGCAGUUCAGACCUGCCCUUCCCUCAUAGAUGUUGUGGUUGUGUGUGAUGAAUCAAACAGUAUUUAUCCCUGGGAUGCAGUAAAGAAUUUUUUGGAAAAAUUUGUCCAAGGCCUGGAUAUAGGCCCCAAAAAAACACAGGUGGGGUUAAUUCAGUAUGCCAACAAUCCUAGAGUUGUAUUUAACCUGAACACUUUCAAAACCAAAGCUGAAAUGAUUGAAGCAACAUCCCAGACAUACCAGUAUGGUGGAGACCUCACAAAUACAUUCAAAGCAAUUCAAUAUGCAAAAGAUUCUGCUUAUGCAGCAGCGGCUGGAGGACGACCGGGUGCCACCAAAGUAAUGGUGGUUGUAACUGAUGGUGAAUCGCAUGACGGUUCAAUGUUGAAAGCCGUGAUUGAUCAAUGCAACAAUGACAAUAUACUGAGGUUUGGCAUAGCAGUUCUUGGGUACUUAAACAGAAAUGCCCUUGAUACUAAAAAUUUAAUAAAAGAAAUUAAAGCAAUUGCCAGUAUUCCAACAGAAAGAUAUUUUUUCAACGUGUCUGAUGAAGCAGCUCUACUAGAAAAGGCUGGGACACUAGGAGAACAAAUUUUUAGCAUUGAAGGUACUGUUCAAGGAGGAGACAACUUCCAGAUGGAAAUGUCACAAGUGGGAAUCAGCGCAGAUUACUCUCCUCAGAACGAUAUUCUGAUGCUGGGUGCAGUAGGAGCUUAUGCCUGGAGCGGGACUGUUGUCCAGCAGACAUCUCAUGGACAUUUGAUCUUUCCUAACCAAGCCUUUGACCAAAUUCUGCAAGAUAAAAAUCACAGUUCGUAUUUAGGUUACUCUGUGGCUGCAAUUUCUACUGAAAAAGACCUCCAUUUUGUUGCUGGUGCUCCUCGGGCAAAUUAUACCGGCCAGAUCGUGCUCUACAGUGUUAAUGAGAAUGGCAAUGUCACAGUUAUUCAGGCUCACCGAGGUGACCAGAACUGCAGAGCUGCUUCAUGUGGUAACGUUACCUGCUGGAUGAAAGACCUUCAGGUCAAAGGAGAGUACUUCCUUAAUGUAUCAACCAGAAUUUGGAACGGGACUUUUGCAGCCUCAACUUUCCAGACCGUACAGCUGACCGCAUCUGCAGAAAUCAACACCUAUAACCCUCAGAUAUAUGUGAUCGAAGAAAACACAGUCACGAUUCCCAUCACGAUAAUGAAACCCCAUGAGAAAGCUGAAGUUCCAACUGGAGUUAUAGUAGGAAGUGUAAUUGCUGGAAUCCUUUUGCUAUUAGCUCUGGUUGCAGUUUUAUGGAAGCUCGGCUUCUUCAAAAGAAAAUAUGAAAAAAUGUCCAAAAAUGCAGAUGAGAUUGACGAGACCACGGAACUCAGCAGCUGAGCCCCCCCCGCCCCAGUCUCCUGGCAGCAUGCAGCCUGGGUCUGCAAUUUGCAUGAAUGGAUUUUUUUUUUUUUUUAAAUCUGUGUUUUAUGUGUAAUAGGUAAACUAGCCUGAUAUUUUACAAAAACUGCAGGUCAGUUUGGAAAGAAGAAAUUGGGGCGGGGGGGUGGCUAGGAGUAUAAAGGGUAAAAGACUUAUUUUAUAUGGGAGGAAAAGUGGUAUCUUUCCAUUGGCUGGUCCAGAGUUUACAUUAUGUGCGUUGUGUCAGAAAAAUGAAAUGCUUACAAACAUGAGAAGUCUUAAAGAAAAAUACAACCUUUCUCAGAUUGGAGGGGGAACCCCAAUCAUUGAAAAUGAUUGUUUUUAAACAGUAACAACAAAAGUGGAAGGACUUCACAUAGAUACAGAAUUAGCUUGGCUAUUGAUGUUGAUGGGGAGAAAACAACACAGGUUUUCAACUUAUGCUGCUCAUCCAAAGCUGCCACAGAAGUUAAAGUGAUAAUUUUCUUAAUAAAGUAGGGUAAAAUUUGCUGUUGUCAGCCUGCAGCUGCCUUCUCAGUCCCUUGUUUGCUAGGAUGUACUUAUCAAAACACGCCUGGAUACCUGGUAGGAGCCCAGAGUAUGCUUUCUGGAGAAAAAACUUCCAUUUAAGGGUGGAGAGGGGGUAGUAAUUUAGAGGCCAAAGCACAAAACUUUGUUUAAAAUCCAUAAUAUCACAACGUUUAUGGUAAAAUCCUAUCUGCUAGAGGCCCAGCCUAUGCUACAGGAAGUAGGAAGUUGCCUUUCUCCUUCAGGAUGCCCAACUUGCUAACUUGACUGGCUGGCAGGGACCUAGUUUGAAUUUUCAGAAGAUGAGUAAUUUCUUUGGCAUCCUUCCUCCUUCCGGACCAAGCCACUCUCCCACCUCCUGGUGCCCCCAUCUUCUAGAAGCUCCCUGAGGCACACCUUCCUAUCCAGUCAUCCAGAGUUAACCACCUUCCCUUGGCCCUUGGCCCAGUCUCCCAUUCCUUGGGGGCAGCUGCUCCCCUCAUACCUCCAGGUAUGAGGACGAAAAAUCAUCUCACAUACUUAUGUGAAUAAUCUCCUUAACUCCAGGGAGCUAUUUUCAUUUAUUGGUAAACAAGUAAGAAAAAUAAGCCAGAGUGAAUUUCUAAUUGUUGGAAUUUCAGGCAGUUAAAAAAAAAACAAAAAAACAAAACACGGGAAUUUGCAAGAAACUACAAGGAGAUAUUGGAAACCACCAAAUUAGCAGUUAUACCCUCUGGGUUUGUGUGUUGCUGGAGGACUUAAGCUUCCAGAAGAAUGACUCCCACCUGGGCAAGUUUGAUCCCUAGGUAGCCUGUUGGUCCCAACUCCUGAGACAUUUAUUUGGUCAGACAGGGAUGAAACCCAUUAGUCUGUUUUCUAACGAGCAUCCCAGUCACUGAUGUAAAUGAACUGUCUUGGCGAUACACCACCCAUUUCUCCUUCUGCACUUUGUUUCUGAGCCCACACAUUCUCCAGGAGGGACUGGGAGAAAGGCAAAGGGACUAUAUACACUGCAGUGUCUGCAUUAGAAAAUGGGAAGACUGGGUUGGAGUUCAGCAGCAAUGCUUUUAGCUUUAAAAGGCUAUGAUCUGGAUUUCUUGUAAUUACAAUCCUCCAAAAACCUGACUUUGAAAACAGGCAUAUGCCCGUGUGCAUCUGGUCCCGACUGCCCUCCUGGCCCAACUCCUGUGAGCUAUCUCAAGCUAUCUACACUGUUUAGUGAUUUAUUUUGUAUUUGACAAAGCAAAACUGGGGGGGGGGGGGAUUAGCCAUAAAAUGUCAGGGGUUUAUAGCAAAACCAUGGUAUUCUCUAGAUGUGCUAGAGCCCAAUUCUUAGUACAGCGGUGUGGACUCUGAGUCCAAAACUUCUUUGAGGGUAGAGGAAAAACAUCACUAAGUUGAUAGAGUAUUUAAUAAACCAUCUAACUACUGUACACAUAUACAUACUAGUUCUUCAGGGUGCUACACAAGGAAUUCUAGCAGGUCAUUCCUUUCUUACAGAAGCACUAAAACCCACGGUGAGUUUGGGAGCCUUGGCCAAGCCGUGGCUUAGGUAAUCUACCUUGGCAGCGUUGUCUCCAUGAAGUAGCUGGGUUACUACAAACUAAAAACUUAGCCACUUGUCUCUGUACCAUUUAUUACCCUAGGGCAGGGUUUCUCAGCCUGGGCACUACUGACGUGAGGGGCCAGGUAAUGCAUUCUUGCAGGGGACUGUCCUGUGCCUUGUAGGAUGUUUAGCAUCCCUGGCAUGGAGCAUCCUCUGCCCCAAGAUGUGACAAUCAAAAAAUAUCUCCAGACAUUGUAUCAUGCCUCCUGGGAGGCAAAAUCACCCCAAUUGAGAACCCCAAUACACUAAGAGCAAGUGGCCUAAUAUAAAUACACAACUUCCAUCAUCAGAUCAAAAUUUGAGGCAGGGCUCUAGUAUUUCUCAAGCACUUUUAAGCAAAGGCGAGGAUUUAUCCAAGAAAUUAAAACAAAACCCAGUGCUUGAAAUAAACAGUUAUGUAUUCCUAUUCAGCCAUACUUUUGUUUUAAAAGUAAGUAUAAUAUGGGGCUUAAAAGAUACCAUCUUAAAGUUUCCAUUUCAUAAAUGGUAUAUAGACAAGAUCUGUAGAAUGUGAUUAAAAACAGUUGCUUUGUGCAUGGCUGCCACAUAAGCCAUUUAGAAAAUAGUAAAAUAGUUUGUGAGGAAGCUGCCUUAAGACUUGAAAUGGUGCAUCAUUCAUUUUAGCAGCAAAAGAACUCCCCAACUAGAAAGAAAUUUUUUCUAGCUGGCAGUGUUCUUUUUAUAAUAGAAGUUAUCUAUUAACUGUGAAAUGAAAACUAAAACCAAUUUAUCAUAAUCACACAAGUGAUUAUACUAAAAGCUAUUGUAAAGGUAUAAUUUUAUAAUGUAUUUAUCUAUUCUGAUAUGCAGCUAUAAGUUAAUAUAUUAAAAAUCUCAAGACAUUAAACAGAAAGCAGGAUCCCUCAAACUGAGCACCCUGGCCCAUCUUUGGUAUUUCAGUUUGCACACAGAAAAUACCUGUACCCAUGACUUUUCGGGAUUAUGCCCCUCAUGUACAUUAAGCAUACCCAUUAUAAACAAUUUGAAAGGCUAAACAUCUAAAGGUAAAAGAUAAACAUGAGGGUAAAAUUUGAAAUAAAAAUGUUAACCACGUCUUUGAACCUUAAUGAAAAUGUAGCCAUAUGUAAAUACAAAAAGAUGGUUUCAUCUGUACUGGAUUUUGGCAAAGUCAAAAAUGUAUAUAUUGCACAACUAUGUUAGAAUUGUAUAUUUUUUAAAGAGAAACUGUCUUGGAUAUUUUCCUUCAUGUAAAGUAUAAAUCUUUAAGAUGUAAUUAACUGGUUUUUGCCUUUUUUCUCUCCACAAAAAAUAUAAAAAUGUAUGCAUGUUCAUCUAAUUGUACAAUUCAUUUCUGAGAAACAAAUCGAAUUGGAAAAGUAAUCAACAUUCAUAUGAGAAAAACUCAAAUGUGAGAAUCAAGCAAAAGUGUUAUUUAACUGUAAACACUCUUUAUACCACAUUAUUAUAAUUAAAAUAGCUUUGAAAAUAAA